CAAUUGUUACGUCUCCAGCCCACGGAGCACAGACAAGCCGCUACGGCGAGAGACGGCUGUCAUUUGUGGCGCUACAGCAGUCGGUAUCAGGUCACCGCACUCAAGUGAUCUAAUAACACUGCUGACAGCAUGGACAACACACGAGAGUUUGAAGAGUACGGGGAGGAGAAUGGAAACACGAAGAACAACGAUGAAUUCGACAGAAUAAGGACAAAAGGAAGAGAAAGAUUCAAAUAUCUUGCCAAACAUAAAGAGCCUAAAGUGGAAUGGUAUACAUGCAUUGGCCCACCCCAGAACUGGGGGACACAAGAACCUCUGUGGCCUCUUAACAAAGCUACAAUAUCAGCCAAUGCCAGUCACAGAAUUGCUGAGUUGGCAACACCAAAAAAGAAUUUUCAGACAGGUGUCUACAUCAACAGGCCUCUUUGGCAAUACAGUUGUGGGAGAGCAUCAGUGCUAACAACAGUGGAUGAGAAUGCACUAAAUGCCCAAGCCUCAUCUAGAGUAGAACAACUGGCAAAUUCUAAAACCUACCCACUACACGCACCCAAUAGGAUAGAAUUUGUGUACAGUUGUGGACGUUCAAGUCCAAUUUGGUCAGUUCCUAACAGUGCUUUGAACAGCACAGCCACCCCAAGAGUUUUAAAUCUUUCCCAACACAAGCCAUAUCAUCCAAGAUUUCAACCUGAGAAAUCCUUGCCUUGGGAGGUGCCUGAGCCAGCUAAGAAAGCUAAAGCAAGUGAAAGAGUGGAACAACUGGCAUCCCCUAAGGCAAGACCAGAGGGACCAUUUCGAGAGCCAACUUGGCAAAUUACAGAAAGAGCACUUAAAUCUGUUGCCAGUCCCAGGUGUCUAGAGCUAGCUCGAUCAAAAUCUCUAGCAGAAGGAUUUCUGCCAGCCAAGGAUAUAGAAUGGCCAGUCAGUAGAGCAGCUAAACAGGCCUCAGCAUCAGAGAGAAUAACAGCUUUGUCACAGCCUAUUCAAAGAAUGAAUAUGAAUAUUUUACAAUUCAAUCCAGAAGCCUUCAAAGUAAAGCCACAAGCACUCAAAGGUCAAAUUCCGGCAAGAGUCAAUGAACUGGCCCAACCAAUCAACAGAUAAUGUUUCACUAACAUAGCUUUACGUCUUAUAGAAUACCUAAACUUGUACAUUUCUGAGAAUCAAUACACUUUCAUUGUUUUUUUUUUGUCCAUAGAAUUGAUUGAAAAUGUUUUAAUUUUGUAAUUAUUUGAAAAGAAUUAUCUUCAAGAAUUAAAUGUGAACUUUUGUACAAUAA
Molecule: messenger RNA, 1276 nt
Organism: Biomphalaria glabrata
Lineage: Eukaryota; Metazoa; Mollusca; Gastropoda; Planorbidae
Product: testicular haploid expressed gene protein-like
Exons: 8
Coding region: 130-1101 (323 amino acids)
Source: RefSeq, a predicted model, not a curated record